Molecule: messenger RNA, 1254 nt
Organism: Parnassius apollo (apollo)
Lineage: Eukaryota; Metazoa; Arthropoda; Insecta; Lepidoptera; Papilionidae
Source: the annotation of a GenBank genome assembly
AUGGCCAGAGAUAGAUUUCUUCAGAUGAGAAACAAUUUGCAUGUAAUUGAUAACAAUUCUAUUCCACAAAAUAACACCGAUCGUUUUAUCAAAGUUCGACCUUUAUAUGAUUCAGUUAGAAAACGAUGUCUAGAACUAAAAUUAGAGCAAAUAUUGAGCGUUGAUGAACAGAUUGUACCUUUUCGAGGAAAACUUGAAGUCAAACAAUAUGUCAAAGGAAAACCACAGCCAUGGGGUGUAAAGAUAUUUAUGAUUUGCGGUAAGAGUGGAUUAGUUUAUGAUUUUAUUAUUUAUCAAGGCGCAACUACAAAUCUAGACAAAAAUGACGUUUUGAAAUAUGGCACAUCUGCUGCUUAUGUAAAUGCCUUGUCAAUGAGAAUAAAUAGGUCUGGUCAUUACCUCUUCUUUGAUAAUUAUUUCUCCAAUUACGUUUUGCUGAAGGAUCUUCGCGAGAGGGAAAUUUAUGCAGGAGGAACGAUCAGAAUAAAUCGUUUUGGAAAACCGCCACUCAUAACUGACAAGGAAGGAUCAAAAAAAGAUAGGGGAUAUACUGAUCAAGUUACGAAUAAUACUAAAGAUGUGGUUGUUAUCAAGUGGAUUGACAACAAAGGUGUAGUACUUGCUUCAAAUUUUGUUGGAAUAGGAAAUCAAGAUGAAGUUCGACGAUGGAAUAAAAUAUCUAAAAAUUACGUAACUAUACCGCGUCCUGAACUUGUGCAAUUAUAUAACAAUGGUAUGGGCGGUGUAGAUAAAACUGAUCAUCUGAUUAGUUUGUAUCGAAUCUUCAUUAGAUCCAAAAAAUGGACAUUGCGUAUGAUAUUUCACGCCAUUGACCUAGCACUAACCAAUAGCUGGCUGGAAUACCAAGAAGAUUGCAAAAUCUGUAAUAUACCAAGUACAGACGUUUUGGAUUUGUUGCACUUUCGGCAGCGCGUUGCAGAAGCUCUAAUAAAAAUGGGGCAUCCAAUUCCUAGCAGAAAAAGAGGACGGCCCGCAUCUGGUGGUAGCAGUCCAGUAAAUUCACCAGUUACACCAAAACAACACCGUUUCAGGACUGAAAUAAGACCAGCGAGCGAAAUCCAGUAUGACACUGUCGACCAUUUGCCAGAAUAUGAUCAAAAGAAAGAAGCUACAAGAUGUAAAAAUCCAGGAUGUAAAGGAAAGACGCAUGUUUACUGUCUGAAAUGUGUAAUACAUCUGUGUUUUACUGGUGAGCGAAAUUGCUUUCGAAAAUUUCAUCAAAAACAAGAAUAA